This is a messenger RNA of Manihot esculenta (cassava), 2502 nucleotides long. Its product is annotated as beta-galactosidase 15. Lineage: Eukaryota; Viridiplantae; Streptophyta; Magnoliopsida; Malpighiales; Euphorbiaceae. Gene Ontology annotation, cellular component: cell wall; vacuole. The record is from RefSeq and is a predicted model, not a curated record. Gene Ontology annotation, molecular function: beta-galactosidase activity; carbohydrate binding. The transcript has 17 exons. Gene Ontology annotation, biological process: carbohydrate metabolic process. Bases 1 to 2502 code for a protein of 833 amino acids.
AUGGGUUUUUCUGCCAUUUUCGCAGCCUUCUGCUUAUCUAUUUUAUGUAGCUCUCUUUCUUCUGCAUAUGAUGUGACUUAUGAUGAUCGAGCCAUUAAGAUUGACGGCCAGAGAAAAUUAUUAAUCUCUGGAUCAAUCCAUUAUCCACGUAGCACUCCUGGGAUGUGGCCAUCCCUUAUUAGAAAGUCCAAAGAAGGUGGUCUCAAUACAAUUGAGACUUAUGUUUUUUGGAAUGCUCAUGAACCUCAACCUCGUCAGUAUGAUUUCGCUGAAAAUCUUGACCUGGUUAGAUUUAUCAAGACCAUUCGUGAUGAAGGGCUUUAUGCCAUUCUUAGAAUUGGACCAUACGUUUGUGCUGAAUGGGAUUAUGGAGGGUUUCCAAUUUGGCUCCACAGUUUGCCGGGCAUUAAGAUGAGAACUAAUAAUGACGUGUUCAAGAAUGAGAUGCAAAUAUUUACAACAUAUAUUGUGGACAUGAUGAAACGAGAGGGGCUUUUUGCAUCACAAGGAGGACCUAUACUCCUUGCUCAGAUUGAAAAUGAAUAUGGAAAUGUUCAAUGGGCAUAUGGAGAUGAUGGGAAGAAGUAUCUGGACUGGUGUGCUAAAAUGGCAGAUAAUCUCAAAAUUGGCAUCCCUUGGGUCAUGUGUCAGCAAGAUGAUGCCCCAUCACCAAUGCUUAGUGCUUGCAAUGGUUAUUAUUGUGAUCAAUGGUCACCUAAGAACAGCAGUAUUCCAAAGAUAUGGACUGAGAAUUGGAGUGGCUGGUUUAUGGAUUGGGGAAAUAGAGUUCCACGUAGGACUGCUGAGGAUCUUGCAUUUGCUGUUGCUCGUUUCUUCCAACUUGGUGGUGCUGUUCAGAAUUAUUAUAUGUAUCAUGGUGGCACUAACUUUGGUAAAUCAGCCGGUGGUCCAUACAUUACUACAUCUUAUGAUUAUGAUGCACCAUUGGAUGAAUACGGCAAUACUCGCCAACCCAAAUGGGGCCAUCUGAAAAAUCUUCAUCUAACAUUAAUGUCAAUGGAAGAAGCUCUCGUUUAUGGGGAGAGGACAUCCGUGGAUUAUCAGAACAACACAUAUGUCACAAUUUUCGCACAUCAAGGAAAGAGAAGUUGCUUCUUCUCUAACACAGAUGAGAAGAACGACAGGACAUUAACAUUUGAAGGCAGUAACUAUUUUAUUCCUGCAUGGUCUGUUAGUAUCCUUCCUGACUGCUACACAGAAGUUUACAACACUGCCAAGGUUAAUGCACAAACUAGUAUUAUGGAGAAGAGGCCAAAUGAAGCAGAUGAUUUUCAGGAGCCUUAUGCUUUGACAUGGCAAUGGAAAUCUGAGAAAAUCCCUCAUAUUAACGCAGAUGGCAUUCUUGAUAGGAGCUUUAGUUUUGUUUCCAAUGUUCUCAUGGAUCAGAAAAGGGCAAGCAAUGGAUCCAGUGAUUACUUGUGGCUUUUGACCAACUAUGAGCAUAAUACUAGUGAUCCUCAAUGGGGGAAUGACAAGGAUAUAAUUCUCCAUGUGCACACUGAUGGACAUGUUGUUCAUGCUUUUGUUAAUGGAAAAUACUAUGGAUCACAAUGGGCCGAAAAUGGUCAUUAUGAAUUUAUUUUUGAGAAACGCAUUCAAUUGAAACCAGGGAAUAAUUCAAUCACAUUAGCUAGUGUCACUGUUGGAUUACCUAACUAUGGUGAAAAUUAUGACACAGUAAGAGUUGGAAUUCAUGGUCCGGUGAAAUUGAUUGCAAGGAGUAAAACUGGGGAACCAGAUGUUAAAGAUAUUUCAUCAAGCAGAUGGGUAUACAAGACUGGAUUAAUCGGUGAAGAUCAAGGACUGAACCAAGUUCAACCUCGCCAUAUUAGUCAGUGGGAAACCUCUAAGCUUCCAAACAAUAGGCCUUUUGUUUGGUACAAGACAAGCUUCAAGGGUCCAAUGGGAUCAGACCCUGUAGUGGUUGACUUGCUUGGAUUGGGGAAAGGAGUUGCUUGGAUUAAUGGGCGUAGUAUUGGGAGGUACUGGCCAAAGUACUUAGCUUCAGAGCAAGGUUGUGAUGUGAUUUGCGAUUAUAGAGCAGCAUAUAAGCCAGAAAAAUGCAACACUGGGUGUGGGAAACCUUCGCAGAGAUUCUAUCAUGUCCCCAGAGAUUGGCUAAAGGCAGACGAUAAUCAGCUGGUUUUGUUUGAAGAGUUGGGAGGCAACCCAUAUCCUGUUAACUUUCAAACUGUUACUGUGGGUAAAGUUUGUGCAAAUGCUUAUGAAGGGCAUACUUUGGAGUUAGCUUGCCAUGCAGGAAGCAAAUUUUCUAAUAUUAAAUUUGCUAGCUUUGGUUUACCCGAGGGCGACUGUGGGCAUUUCAACGUUGGCACAUGCCAUUCUGAGAAAACUUUAUCAGUUGUUCAAAAGGCUUGUCUUGGAAAGGAAAGAUGCGUUCUUCAUGUCACUGAAGAUUCUUUUGGACCUUUACGUUGCCGGGCUGAUACUUACAGGCUUGCUGUUGAAGCUGUUUGUUAG